This is a messenger RNA of Daktulosphaira vitifoliae (grape phylloxera), 1969 nucleotides long. RefSeq lists its product as uncharacterized. NCBI's taxonomy places the organism in Eukaryota, Metazoa, Arthropoda, Insecta, Hemiptera, Phylloxeridae. The record is from RefSeq and is a predicted model, not a curated record. The transcript is spliced from 2 exons. The coding region runs from base 60 to 1748 and encodes 562 amino acids.
CAUUUAAAUAUAUUCAUUUUAAAUCUUCCUUAGUAUACAACGAGUUAAUUUUAUUUUUAAUGGAAUAUUAUUCGUUGAUUUUAAUGUCUAUGGUCGUUUUUGUAUUGAAACCAAGUGAAGCAGAUAAACGUUUAAGAUAUCGUUUGAAUUAUAAAAAUUAUAUCAAAACAAUAGAGGAUCAUAUUCGAAAACAUAUUGGAUCAAAUGAAAUGCAAAAUCUGAAAAUGAAACGAGAUUCAAAUUAUAAUGUUGAUAUAGAGGAAGCUUUCAAACAAGACGAGUUUAUGCAAAAUUUUAAAAGUAAAUAUUCUAUUACAAUUAGUUUACUCAAUUUCAAGUACACUGAAAUACUAAAAAAAUUUCUCGAUUACAUGCAUAUUAUUAUUGAUAAAUGUCAGCAAUUUCGUUCUAGAAAUUUGUCGGAAAACCUUAUUUGUUGUGUAACAUCACUCGUAGAAGAAGUGAAAAAUUCAAAGAUUAUGUUUGAAAAUCUUUACAAUGCUAUGAAGUUUUUAAGCUUUAUAGAUGUAAGAUUUGUGUUUGAAGGAUCCAUUGUGACGAAUGUUAUAAUUGAUGAAAUUGACUUUUUUCAAAAAUAUGUCUUACAACAAAUAACAGAGAUCAGCUCUUUUGACCUCAAUAGCAUACCAAAUCUUAAUGAUUGUGAAACGAAUUUUAAGAAUUUAAAUGAAUUUUAUACAGAAGCAUUAGAAAAAGUAAACAAUCUAUUUCAAAAUAAUAAUAUCAUCGACACUUCUAUAAAAACUGACUUAACAUUUCAACUUAAGGAAUGCUCUAACGGAAACGACUCAUACUUAGUGUAUUUAACAUGUAGUAAACUUAAUUCAUUUUACAACGAAACCAUAGAAAUUUGGUACAAAAAUCUUGGCUUUGAAGAAUUUAUCAACCCUAAUACACUUGAACUCACACCGCCAAUAGAUUCAUCAAUUAAUCACUAUGAAGGUAUUAAAGUUCUAAAUAUUCUACGUCAGGAAAAUGGCUGGAAAACAAUGGAGCACAUAAAUAUAAUGUAUAAUGGUAAACAAUAUACCGUAGAUUGUGUAAUGAAAGACCCAAUUGAUCACAUGAAUUUUCAAAUAAAAAAAGAGCAUGUAACACAAUUAUUACGUUGUAGGUAUACAGAAAUAAUGAAAAACUACCAUGUAUUAUUAUCUGCUAUUUUGUUUGUAUGCAAUACUGAUGCAAAGAUAUUCAAACACAAGUGUCUGAUUGAAUUAUUUAACUCAUUCAAUAAAUCCAAAAAAAUGUUUGAAGGAUUGAAUACAGCUUUAAUUACUUUAAAGAAAUCAUCAAUAUGGAGUUUUAAUUUAAACUCUCAUUCAAAUUUACAUAAAAUAUUUAAAUGGAUUACAGAAUUUCUUAAUUUAUUAGAGAACAAUGAAUUUUCUCGUGAUAAUUUUGUUGACCAACAGGGUAUGAAUAUCAAGAAGAUUGAAAUACUACUGAAAAUAUUUCUACAUUUUCGUAAUAACUUUUAUAUUGAAAUAAUUACUGAUAUGGUAAAAAUAAACAGACGUUGUAUUAUGAAAGAAUCUUUGUAUGAUAAAUAUACAAUUGUUAGAAAUUUCAGAAAAUCAGUAUACAGAACGAAUAAAACAAAUUCUUUACUGUUAACCCAAAUUUACAUUGAUGCGUGUAGUUAUUUUGACAAUUUUUGUGAAAAUGUUUAUAAAUUUUGUUAUGAAGAUCUGGGUUUCAAAAAAGUUGAUUGUCUCAACAACAAUUAAGAGGACAGAAUUAUUAAACUUUUUAUAAAUUAGAUUGAUUAGUUAUCUACUUAGCCUUUCUGAAAAAGUAAGAACUAGAUAUCAAAAAGUUGAUUUAAAAAAGUAAAUUUCAUAAAAUUACUAUUUACUCAUUGUUAAAUAUUAUUUACCAGAUUUCUAACAUAAUAUUUGAAAAUAAUUUAUGAUAAUUUUUUUGUAAAUUUUGUCUUCAUCAGCAUACU